CAUUUGACGCUUUAAUUUAUGAGUAUGCCACCUCAUUUUAUGCAAUUUUCCGCACUAAUUCAUGUGGAUGCCACAUCAUUUUAUGCGAUUUGACACGUUAAUUCAUGUGUAUUCCACCUUAAUUUAUGUAAAUGCCACUUCAUUUAACGUUAUUUGCCGUAUUAAUUGACGUAGCCUGCCACAUAAUUGUUUCCGUUCUCAAAACAAAAACACUUAAAACGAUCACCUAACUAAAGUUUUUACUUUUUUAAACUCGAAUCCGUGAUACAACGCCGCCCCCUAGCGGCCGGCGGCUGCUAUUGCGUAACAUUUUUUUCCUCGAUGGAGAAAUCCUGCCUCCUCAUUGGUUGAUACCCUCGCAAGUUUGAGUCGUGUUGCUUUCAAUAGCGUCGGAAAUACACCCAGCACAAAAAAAUACGUGGCGUGUAAUUGAACCAGAAGUGCCAUAAACAGCAAGUACACAAAUAAAUACGUACAAUCCUCCUCUAACAACAUUUAUAUGCGUCUAUUUAUCAUUUUAGAUAUUGGAAUACAUCCAUGCUUUAAUGUCCGCGAUACUAAAUGGAACCUCUUCCAUCUAGCGGGGGUGUUGCGUUCACUGACAUAAAUGUAAAAGCAUUAAAAAAAAAACAUAAUCUAAUUUAGAAACGACUUCUCCCAUGUAUUAUUGUUUCAAACACAGCAAUAUCUUGGUUGUGCUAGUCCUGUAAAAUGUAUACACGCGUGCGAUAAUCAAUAUUCCGACGUUUUUGUGAGUGCGCGAAGGCACCAUCGGUAUUGAUCAUUGUACAUCCCCUCCGGCAGCAGCAUCAGCAUCCCUCCGCGACGCACACACACACGCGUGCACGCGCACACACACACACUUAGAGCUCGCAGUUGCAUUGAGUGUGUGAGCCGUAGUGGAAAUUACCCUCGGCCAUCAUGACAGUUCGAAACACUCUCCGAGACCACGGCCAGCGGUAUCGACCACGGAUGGCCUGUCUGAAAAAGGUGCUGCUGGAGAUGCAGGAUCCGAAAUCAGGAGUGAAGUCACAGCCGCAGCGAUUGGUCAUCACCACCAUACCGCACGCCAUCAUUGGUGAAGACAUCGUCGCUUGGCUGGCCGACAGAUUCCAGGUCGACGCCCGAGAGGCCAGGAGUCUGGGCUCCAUGCUGGUGUCGCUGGGCUACAUCUACCCUCUGCAGGACCACAAACGCCUGGUCCUCAGGCCCGACGCCUCGCUCUACCGCUUCCAGACGCCGUACUUCUGGCCCGCUCAGCAGUGGCCUGUGGAGGACACGGACUAUGCCAUCUACCUGGCCAAGAGGAACAUACGCAAGAAGGGCAUCCUGGAGAUGCACGAGCAGGAGCAGUACAACCGACUUCACAAGUGGAUGAACCACAAGUGGGACUUCAUCGUGAUGCAGGCCAAGGAACAAUACAGGGCCGCAAAGGAGAGGAAGAAACCGGACCGUGUGGUGUUUGACUGCCAGGAGAGAGCCUACUGGGUGGUUCACAGACCUCCGCCGGGCACGGUGAGCGCCAUGGACUACGGACUGGAUCGCCGAGUAGACUCCAACGCAGACCUGGCCAAAACGCCCGACUACUACGAGAGAAUGAUGAUCUUUACCCAGCAGUCCAUCAUGCGGCCCAGAGUCAAGUCGUCCGUCUCCAUCGGCGCGUUGGUGAAAUACUGCGCCACCUACAAAAGCCACGACCCCUUCCUGUCCAAGUGUCUACCCAGCAACCCCUGGCUCACCGAUGACGUCACCUACUGGACCCUGAACAUGCCCAACGUGGACACGCCCACCAAGAUGCGCGUGGAGCGCUGGACCUUCAGCUUCGGCGAGCUCCUCUCGGACCCGCGAGGCCGGGAGGACUUCAAGCGCUUCCUGAAGAAGGAGUUCAGCGGCGAAAACUUGGCGUUCUGGGAAGGAUGCGAGGAUUUAAAGUGGGGCACAGCCGCCACCAUGAGGGAGAAAGCUGAACAGAUCUACAAGACCUUCCUGGCCCGUGGCGCCCCCCGCUGGAUCAACAUAGACGGCAAGACGAUGGAGAUCACGGUGAGCAGCCUGAAGCAUCCUCAUAGAUACGUGCUGGACGCCGCCCAGACGCACAUCUACAUGCUGAUGAAGAAGGACUCGUACGGCCGCUACAUGAAGUCCCAGGUGUUCAAGGACACCUUGAAGAAGGCCCUGGUCCCCGAGGAGCACAAGUUCACCGACGCCCAGCUGGAGCAGAACGCCAAGAACCGGCGGCCCAGCGUCAGCCCCAUCAUCCUGCGGCAGCAGGAGCUGGAGGAGCGUGCCAAGACUGCGGCCAACGCGCCCGUGGACAUCACGCAGGUCAUGAGCAAACUCAGCAAGCAGCGGAAGGGGGACGCCCCGCCCUUUCCGCCCAGGAAAUGACCAUGAGUUCCGAUAUCAUGACAUUUUUUUAUCAGAGCGCGGAAGGGUGGGUGUGAAUGCAGUUCACCCAUCUGUCCACUAGGUAGAGCCAUUGCACCGUAACACGCUUAAAUAGUGCCAACUUAAGUGCUUUCAUCACGUCAACAUGUGUCUUGUACGUCUUUUUGUUGGAGUCCAUGCAUGCUCUUGUACUUGUCUGCUGUCCAACUCAUCAGUCGCCACUAAUAAAACGUCCAGCAAGCCCCUCA
Nerophis ophidion (straightnose pipefish) is the source of this 2636-nucleotide messenger RNA. Its product is annotated as regulator of G-protein signaling 9-like. The record is from RefSeq and is a predicted model, not a curated record. Lineage: Eukaryota; Metazoa; Chordata; Actinopteri; Syngnathiformes; Syngnathidae. Gene Ontology annotation, biological process: G protein-coupled receptor signaling pathway; regulation of G protein-coupled receptor signaling pathway; intracellular signal transduction. The transcript has 17 exons. The coding region runs from base 922 to 2388 and encodes 488 amino acids.